Aspergillus melleus is the source of this 1530-nucleotide messenger RNA. RefSeq names its product SWIB/MDM2 domain-containing protein (gene ssr3). NCBI's taxonomy places the organism in Eukaryota, Fungi, Ascomycota, Eurotiomycetes, Eurotiales, Aspergillaceae. Gene Ontology annotation, cellular component: SWI/SNF complex; nucleus. The transcript has 3 exons. Bases 1 to 1530 code for a protein of 509 amino acids. Gene Ontology annotation, biological process: regulation of transcription by RNA polymerase II. The record is from RefSeq and is a predicted model, not a curated record.
AUGAAUGCCCCAAUGCCGCCCAGCUACGGCCGUGGCUUCCCGCAGGCCUCCCAACGUUCUCCUGCCACGCCUCGUCGCGGACCUCCAGGACCAGGCCCUGCAAUGCCGGUUCCCAUGGCUCAACAUCCCGUCCCCCCUCAGUAUCUGCCUCCGCAGCGCAACAUGGCACAUCCCAACGACGCCGCUCUCCGUCGCAGCCGCAAGCCCACGGAUAAGAACAUCCCCGACGGCAUUGAAGAUGUGAUCGUCGGCGAGGGCGUGCAGCAGUACAAGAGCCUGCGCGACCUGGAGAAACGGCUGGAUGCCGCCAUCGUUCGCAAGAGGUUAGACAUCCAGGAUUCGAUUAGCAAGACCGUCAAGAAAUACCGCACCAUGCGUAUCUGGAUCUCGAAUACCGUUGAGUCUCAGCCCUGGCAGGACGCCAGCGGACAGAACGGCUCGGCGCCCGGCAGUAACCCCGGCUCGGGACGAUACAAGGUCCGCAUUGAGGGACGUCUGCUGGACGACAACAGUGAUCCUACGGCGGCGGAGGACAGUGACGACGAAGGUGCCGCCGACGAAUCGAAUGGAGAUUCUAUGGAGCAGGAUUCUUCGGAGGCCAAGAAAUCUGGUGCCAAGCAGCAAAAGCAGCGCUUCUCGCACUUCUUUAAGACCAUCUCCGUGGACUUCGACAAGGCCUCCACGGUCAACCCGGAGGAGGUCAAACCCGUCAGCUGGGUCAAGCCUCAGCUGCCUCCCAACGCCGCCUCGCUUCCCCCGUCAGCGGACUUCGAUUCGCUGCAGUUUUCUCGCGCGUCCCAGGAAAACUUGAACAUUACGAUCAGCCUGGUCCACGAUGAGGUGCCCGAGCGAUACAAGCUGAGCAAGGAGCUGGCGGAGGUCCUCGACGUGGAAGAAGAGACUCGCAGUGGCAUCGUACUUGGCAUUUGGGAUUAUAUCCGUGCCAUGGGUCUCCAGGAAGAUGAGGAGAAGCGCCUUGUCCGUUGUGAUCAUCGUUUACGAGCGAUCUUCGGCAGAGACCAGAUGUUCUUCCCUCAGAUCCCCGAAAGCAUCGGUCCUCACACCAGCCCUAUCGACCCCGUCAAACUGCCCUACACCAUCCGCGUCGACGAGGAAUUUCACAAGAACCCCACCGCCACCGUCUACGACAUCCAAGUCGCCGUGGAAGACCCUCUUCGCGCCAAGAUGCUCGCUCUGACGAAAAACCACCAAUACUCCAUGGCCAUGCAGAAGAUCACCUCCCUGGACGACCAAGUCGCCCUCAUCGUCCAGACCUUGACGCAUUCCCGCGCCAGACAUUCCUUCUACACCGCCCUCAGCAAAGACCCGGUUAACUUUGUGCGUCGCUGGAUUAACUCCCAGCGUCGUGAUCUCGAGACCAUUCUCGGUGAGGCGACGCGCGGUGGCGGCGAAGAUGGCAGCGGGCCGGAGUUCCGUCGUGGAGGUGCGGACGGCGCUUGGGAUACCCCUGUGGCUCGCGAAGCUGUACGAUACAUGCUUGCGAAACCGGAGGCCGCGAUGGGACGGUGA